Molecule: messenger RNA, 6620 nt
Organism: Polistes canadensis
Lineage: Eukaryota; Metazoa; Arthropoda; Insecta; Hymenoptera; Vespidae
Gene: atos
Product: protein FAM214A
Exons: 11
Coding region: 1183-5487 (1434 amino acids)
Source: RefSeq, a predicted model, not a curated record
CCGAAAAAGGAUUCUAAACAAUUAGAUGACGAAGAUGUAGCUUUUAAACAGAAACAAAAGGAACAACAAAAAGCACUGGCAGAAGCAGCGAAGAAAGCUAGUCAAAAGGGUCCUCUUGUUACUGGCGGCAUCAAGAAAUCUGGCAAAAAGUUUAAUAUCGCUCAUUAAGUUAACGAAGCUUUGAACGCCAACGUAUCGACCCACACCAGUGACGCCAAUUAACCUUGAUUUCGAAAUGCGUAAAAAUACUCCAACACGAGUUUGACCGACAAAAGGAAAAAAGAAAAGACAAAAAAAGUACAAAAAUCGAUUUCGAUUCAAUGCACUGAAACGUAAAAUUGCCAAAAAUUAAUAACAAAAAAUAAUAAAUUCUCGACGAAAGUAUGUACGUGAACGUGUUUCAAUAGCAUGAAAUGUAAAAAAAAAAAUCGUUCUAGAGAAUAAUAAUAGUGGUAGUAGUAGUUCGUAUAUAUUGAACGCGAGCGCGUGGUGUUAGCUACGAGGCGUGAAUUACAGCUGAUCGUCAGAUGAUCGACAGUGCCGACAACAUAAGAAUGUAAAAAAUCAGCCAUCGUCGACUCUCUCUCAUUGUUCGAACGUUACAUUUCGUACGCAUUACGAGAUUGAUUCUUAAUAAAGAAACUUGGCCUAACGAGUAUUUUCGAUUCGGGCGUGAGUGUUAUUAAUAAUGGAAAAAAUUCGAGUGACGAUCAUUGACGAAGAAAAAUUGUAUAGAUAUGUUUUAUUAAAAAUGAAUUCAUAGAAAGAACACGAACGCGCGUGUGCAUAAAGGAAAGAAAGAAUGAGACAGAGGUAGACAGCAUAAGAAAGAAAGAAAUAAAGAAAGAAAUAAAGAAAGAAAUAAAGAAAGAACGACACACAUAUCGUCGAUAUAUGUAUUCUCGAUGAAGGAAAUUUAGAAGGUAUCAUCAUCAUUGGUUCAACUCCAUUCUCGCCGUGGGUCGAGAGAGCGAAUAAGAGAGAAGGAGAACGAUCGAAGGGAAUCUUCGAGAGGACACGGCUGAUCGGAGAAACAGUUCUGACAAAGGACAAAAGACGAAUUCGUGUGCACAUCGAUAGUCUCGAGAACGGCCAUGGGGCCCGACAGGAUCAUUUGACCCCUGGGGACGACUCCAAGCUCGGUUGAUUGUCUUGCUGCCUCGCGCGAUACUUCGAUUCAGAAUGCACUGCCUAGGUGCGGUGACAGGGAGCACUCCCAGCCCAAAUGGGGUUGGUAGUCGAGGCGGUAUACUUAGUAUGUUCCGAGCUCUUGGAGUCCUUGUGUGCGAAGGGAGAAUUCAGGGACCCCCUCGUGGGUACAAAGAGGGCCCGCAUUGUGCACCGCCUAUGCAACCUUUCCCGAACAACCACGUUUGCGAAGAGGACAAUUAUUUGUGCGACCGGUACCUUGUCCUAGUUCGAGAACUCGCUGAUCGGACCGCGAUCGGAUCGUUUCUAUGCGUUGAAGUACUACUCUGCAGCAAUUGUCAAUGUGGCUUAGCAAAAGCCACCAGCAAGCACCCGAUCUGCCCUGUACCGUCCUUAUCCAUCUCACCAUGGCAACAAACUUCCGAACUUUUGUUGGAGUAUUGGUGCAUCUGCGUUAUACCAAGCAAGAGCCCGGAAACGAUGAAUUUCCAAGGACUUUAUCAAGCAGUCCGUUCUAGAUUACACUUUAGUCAAGUUGCCGCCUGGUGGUCCAGGAGUAACGGAAUAGAACCGAAUUAUGUGACAACCAGGGUCGUACCGCACAACGAGGAUAAUCUAAGGAAAUUUAAUGAUUCACCGGUUGAACAUACCUUUCCACUUGCCGGUAACGGCGAUGGAAGUUCCAUCAAGGUCACUGUUUGGGCAUUGCCACGAAUGGAAGAGGUGCCAAUACUUAGCUGCCCGUUACAUCCAAUAAAAGAAAAAGAUGAGGAGACCAAUGUUGCUAGGGCCCUGACUCCAACCAAAACGAUUCCCGUGUCGGUAAACUCGACCAAUUCUUCGCAAAAUACCGACAAUCUUGUCAUGCCGGUAUUGCUGGAUGAUAGGCUACAAACACCGUGCAACAAGCCAGGAAAACAUCAUUGUCGUUGCGAAGAGGAAGACGUUUCACCACCUUCCCCAUCGAUUGCUAGGCCUAUAGGCGAGAGAAAACGUCGUAGAUCCCUUCCUUGCGGUCCACCGGAUAUCAAUUCCUGCGUAACGUUACAGGCUAUGCCACUGCCGGCUGUUCGUGAAUCAAUUGUUAGAGAACAGCAAAGGGAUAACGAUCGUUCCGUUACUAAUUCGAGCUCGAGCAGUUAUCCCAGAUCGUCAUCGGAGAUUUUAAAUAAUCGUGGAGUUUCUGGUAUAAAGUUUACAAACGGACAUCAUCAUAAUCGUUUUGAAGAUAAUACCCUUAGGAGUCGCAAUAAUCUUAAUUCCGACAAUCUCGAGCGUUGCUUUAAAGCACAAUUGAGUAUCGAAGAACGAGAUGGUAACGUUGAGAAACGUUACAAGCGUACACUCGACAAUAGUGAACGCAUGAACAGUGCCGAAGCGAAAUCGUGCGAGCUAGUUACCGAAGAGAAAACACGACGUUCGGAGAAAGGAUGUGGCGGCGGUGGUGGUGGUGGUGGUGAUAGUGGAAAUGGUGGAAACGGUGGUGGUACCAGCGGUGGCUUUCGUAAAAACAUCAAUUGCGCUAGUACACCGGCUGAAAAUAAAUCGAUGGAAAAGAACGGUCUCUUCGAUAACCUAAUACCAUUUAAUUCUUCCUUACCGUGGUCAUUCGUUGAAUCCUGGAACAAUAGCGGCGCCAAUGGGAAAUGCGGCUUUCAAAGUUUGCGAGGACCAAAGGAAGGACGUUUCAAUGGAUCAUCCUCCUCAUCGAGGAUGUAUUCCGUUCCUACACCACCUGUGAUAGAUCCCUUCAAACGAGCUACCCCUUUUCACGAAUCCAAUCCAGGACCGUCGACGUUAGAAAACUCCUAUUUGAAACCCAAACACGAUACCUUUGAAUCACCUUGUACGGUACACCAAACUCGACCGAAAUCCUUGAUAAACGGCUUUGGAUAUGGCGAUGGUAAGGAAACUUCUUUUAGAAUCGAUGAUAAUCCGAAAAAUCGUGGAAAACCUAAUAAAGAUUUAAAUCAAAUGAUGUCUAAAUUGUCUUUUCCCGAAGGACAACAAUGCGAUAAGGAUAAAUCCAGAGAGGAAGGUGGUAUACUGGAUUGGUUUAGCAGAGUACCAAGUCGUGUUCUUGGUGUUUCGGCCAACAACAGUUACGUUGAAAAUGGUAAAGCCAAAGACACGAACUUGAAAUCUCAGGAUCAUCAUGACAACGAGGUCAAGUUUAAAAACUGCAAUUUGGAACUAAGCCAGCGCGAAUUCGACGAGGUUUUGGCCGUGUUAAGAGCCAGGACACCAUCCGGACGUAAAAGGACUCCUUUGAAAACUAUCAAAAGACGCGAUAGAUAUGAAAAAUCUGUGGAGGAUGGCUCGUUUGAAAAAACUGCGGUUAAAUUUCCCACCAAUAUGGAUUCGAACGAAUAUCUCGUUGUCAAUCACGUUGAUGCACGGACUAAAUCUUGCGAAAAUUGCAAUCAUGGAUAUUGCAAGAAAAAUGAGCAUCGAUUGGCCGAUAAAAACGUCGCGUUAGAUCGUGUUUAUGGCAGUAAGAAUAUAUACAAUCCAAUUCACGAGAGGAAAGACAAACUUGGUAAUUAUGUCAACGAUGAAUCGAAAAGCGAUAAAUCUUGCGUAACGGACAAACGUGUUGGCGGUGGUGGUAAUACGGUCGAUUGUUUGCAAAGUGUAUCGAACAAGGCAGAUGUAUUAUUGGGGGCCAUAUUGCGAACUAGCAGAGAUCGGAAAGGUUUAACGGAUAUAUGUAACGGGACCAGAUCUCAAAGUGCUGUGGUAAAUUCAAAAGUUGAUAAUGAAACUAAUUCACGGUUCGAGCAGCCAAAUUCGAUCGAAAAACUUGAACACGAUUCGAGAAUUGUACCUAACGAAGACGACAAGUCUUUACCAUUGGCAUUGAACAAAAAAUUCAAUCGUUUUCGUCAGCUAUUUAAAAAGGAACAAGAGAAGAAAGUAUGCACUGCGACGGAAGAUCAUUUUCAGCAGCAAUACUUGCGAAAUUCUUCGCAACGUUUGAUGAACGGUGUAAAUUUAAAUUUAUCUUCCAAUAACGCCCAAACCGGUAAUUCGGUGGAUAAUACGACAUGUAAUUUGAGAGAGGUCAAGGUCAAGAGAAAGAUAGAUUUUACGAAUUUUCACGAUGAGACAGAAAGAAAGAACGAUGAACGAUCGGCGGAACCUAUGUCUUUAGAUUCUAGUACAAAUGGCGCACAUCAAAACUCAAGGAUUCAUAGUACAAAUUACACGGAGGAUCAUCGUAUAAACGUGAACAGGCUGUACAGUACAAAUCAAACUACCGUGGAGGAUAAAGAUGAACGCGAAGAUCAAACUAAUCGAGAUAAUAAAGCACAUAAUAAAGAUCCUGUUCCAUCCGCGGUUAAAAAUAUCAGCAGCUUAACGCCAAUCUCGUCGUUGCAAAGCAGUUUCUCGUCUUCCAAAAUACGAACUAACAAUCAGAAAGUUGCUGGUUUAAGUAGCAAUAUCGAGGAGGAUGAGAAUAUUGACAAAGCGGUUCCUUCGGCAAUCGAACAAGAAAGGUUUCGAAGGUCUUUAGAGAAUGCAGCGUCGAUGGUAUUCCAUAGUAGGACUGGAUUACCUUUAACCUCGAGUCCCGCGCCAUUGAGAAGAGGUAGCUGCUGUUUCGACUACGACAGUAGCUUAAAUUCCGUUUCCUCGAAAAGAAGCGCGCUGUUUGAACUGAACACGCCACCAAGUCCAGGUGCGGUUUCGUUGGAGGAAACUGAUCGAGAAACAGAGAAUACUUGCGAAGGCGAAGAACCCCCGAGAAGACGUUCGACCUCACGAAACAGGCCACAGAGUCAUGCCCUAUUGGGCAGCUUCGAGGAAUCAGCUUUAAACGGGAGACUCGAACCAGUAUCGACUGUUCACGGGUUCACAGCGGAACUCGGUGCGAGUGGUUCCUUCUGUCCUAAACAUCGAAAGCUUCCAGUUACUGUGUUCUUCUAUACUCUCGGAGACAAUGACAAAGUCUCUACACCGUACCUCGCUCAUAUUAAUCUAGGAAAGAAAGGUUAUCAGGUACCCAGAAGCGGUACCAUUCAAGUAACCCUACUCAAUCCAUUGGGUACAGUCGUCAAGAUGUUCGUAGUUCUGUAUGAUCUUUCCGACAUGCCGCCACGAUCUCAUACUUUUUUACGUCAAAGAACUUUACGGGAUAAAACUUUACGCUACCUCGUACACCUUAGAUUCAUGUCUGGUAAAUCAGGAAAGAUUUAUCUACAUACAGACAUACGUAUGAUCAUUUGUCGCAAAUCCGAUGUAGAUACAGCAUCAGAUUUUGGAUCAGAACCACCAAAGGAACUUAGAAGUUAUAUUCAUGGCCCUACAAAUCCAAAAUUUUCACCAAGGUGCUGAGCCACGUGGCUCUUUCCAUGGGGUUGCUGCCGAUCGCUCCGCCCACCUAGUCCCCUUCAUGUCGAGGUUUGAUUCGUCGUAUUGUGUAUGCGAACAGAAGAAGAAGAAGAAGAAGAAAAAGAAAAAAUAUUUUUUUUUUUUAUUUUUCUUUUUUUUUUUUUAUAAUACACACAACACACAUACAAACAAGAAAGAGGGAUAACGUAUCGGAAAAGAAAAGAAAAAAAUAAAUUUGACGUUGGUACACUAAAGGGAGACGAUAAUAAUAAUCAGUUUGAAAGUUAUGGGAAUAAUUGAUCACUCAUAUGAUCUUUGCUCUCUCUGAUUAUGGUAUGUUUUAAAAUAUAUUUAUGACGUGGGAUGUGCUUAGUAGCAUUAGCUUGCGAUUAGUUUCUUCUACGUUGUUUAUUCAUUUUUGUUUAUCUAAUUUUGGGUUUAGAAAGGUGGUAUGUGUUCUUCUACAUGUUAAGUUACAUCUGUCAUAUAUAUAUAUAGAUAUAUGAAAGAUUCAUUUGUCUUCUUUCAUUUUAUUUUUCUUGAUAUUUAAUUUAAUUGGAUAACAAUUAUAUUUCGUCCAAGUCGUAUCUUAUUUUAGUUUGCGAAUCUUUCAAACGAUCGGUUUUUGUUUUCGUUCGAAAAACAAUACAUACAUUUUUCUCUAUCGUGUUGUUGUUACGUUUCAUCCUUAUUUUGUUGAUUAAACGUUUGUAACUAUUGCGAAAAAUGAAGAUAUGGUUAAAAGAAGCAAUUACAUUUUUAUUUAAUUCUUUAUGACAUCGAAAUUUGUCGCAAGCUAUAUGAUCUCCUUGGAAAUGUGUCUCUCAUUCUUUCAAUUAAUCUCUGUAAAUAUAGUCUAAUAUUGUAAAGUCAACUAAGAUUUUUUAAAUGGGAUAAUACUGCCAUCUCUGUGUGUAGUAGUUAACCCUAAUAAACGAGAAAGAAACGAGUGAUAAAAAAAAAAAAAAGAAAUUAAAUAAAUAAAUGGGAAAUAUCAAAAUAUCGGACCUCUCGUUGAGAUAUUUUUAAUCUAGUAUAUAUAUAUAUAUAUUUAUAUAUACAUAUAUUAUGGUAGAAAGUUAUAAAAUUUGUGAUACUACUGUGUUCUUUCGAAAUAAAAAAGAAAAACAAAAUAA